CAUCGUAUCGCUCCUUAAACAGUGGAGAGCCUAUGGGCUGCCUUCCAAUCGCCUAUUUCUAGACUUGAGAUCUGAAUCUGCCUACCAUGCUCACCGCAUCUUACCGUCAACCAAUAUCCCUAUGCCUGGUCUGGAGUACCGAUGCUCUGAACUUCCUGCAAAGCAAUGGCCAUUUGCCAUCAUGGAACCGCUAGAUCACCGUGGAACCGCAAGUCAGUGGCUGACCGACCGAGGUUGGAACUGCCGCUGGAUAUUUUGGGAAGGAGAUUUUAUACACAAUGCCGAAUUAUGGAAUGACCUCCAGACUCUCGGUCUAGCAGAACACAAUGCUUCCAAUCAAUCGUGGCUGUUAUUCACUCCUUGUCCUAUUCUGGAGACGAGUAUCGACCUUGUUGAAACCGAGCUGCGCAAAUUGUAUCGCGAACCUCUUUCAUGUUUGGAUAUUGGUUGUGGUAGCGGUAGGGAUUUGGCUUGGCUGUUGGCUCGCAAGACAGACGCCAACGUUCCGAUGUGGCAAGCAGUGGCCAUUGAUUCGAGUGAGGGAGCAGUUCAACGGACCAGAAUCAUUUGCAAAAACAUGGCUAUGGCGAAUCAACUCAUCAGUGGUAUCAACGCUAAGGUCUUAGUAAAUGGUGAUUGGAGGUUGGUGGAGAAAGGGAACCCCGGCUUGGCCGUCAAGGAUGGGCAAAUGGAAAGACUAAUGCCUGGCUAUCCUACAUUACAAUUCUUCACCCAAGAAAUUCAGCGAUUGCUCAACCAUAAUAUUCCUCCUCAGUAUGAUAUGAUCAUCACCAUUCGAUUCUUGGUGCGUUCCAUCUUACCCCAAUUACCACAGCUAUUAAAACCCGGUGGGUUCUUGAUCAUUUCGCACUUUGUCGACCAUGAAGACUAUACGUACGAUCAGCCUAGACCGGAACAUCGGCUUCAGGUUAACGAACUGGCGAAUUUAUAUGGGUCGAUGCCAGGUAUUAGCAUCAUUGUAGAUAAAUUAGAACACGUAGAGGACGGUCGACCUGUCAAUUCCUUUAUCAUCCGAAAAGACAGGGGGGUUUGACAAGCUGUGAAUAAAAAAAAAGAGACUUUUUUAAUUUGCCGAGUCCGGAAAUUUGGAUUUCAAGGAACCAACUUCCCCACAUGUGGCUCAAAACAAUGCAUGCCAGCCGACCCAAUUGCUUUCUAUCAUUGACUGUCUCGUUAUCCUCACU
Messenger RNA from Umbelopsis ramanniana AG, 1205 nucleotides. RefSeq lists its product as uncharacterized. The coding region runs from base 122 to 1054 and encodes 310 amino acids. Lineage: Eukaryota; Fungi; Mucoromycota; Umbelopsidomycetes; Umbelopsidales; Umbelopsidaceae. The record is from RefSeq and is a predicted model, not a curated record. The transcript has a single exon.